AUGGCGCAACAGAUCUUUCAGAAUUACCCCCCACCUCUAUCAGAACAGCAGCAGGUGUAUCUUUCCACUUAUGUGAAAAACUGGACCAUACAGCAUGGCUUGACAGUCAGACCUUCGGCGGCACAGGUAUCUGAAGAGGUCAAUCCAAAUGCAGUCCUGGCGACCAACGCUCCAGUCUCGCUCUUCCCCAGUCCCUUCCCUCGAAAGCUGUUCAAGCAGGCGCAAAGCCUUCAGACUGUGUACAACGAAUUGUACGCUGCGAUAGCGAGUAACGAGACCUUCUUGGAAUCUGUGAUGAAGGAGCUCAUAGAUGUUGAUGAUUUUCUUUCAAAUCUAUGGAAGAUUCACCUCGACGUCAAGGCCGAGGGGUACACCCAUGAACAUGCGUUAGGACUGUUCCGUUCGGAUUUUAUGCUCGAUGCCGCCACCGAUACCGUGAAGCAGGUCGAGUUCAACACCAUUUCUUCCUCUUUCGGUGGACUGUCGUCGUUGGUAACUCAACUGCAUACUGAGCUCGCAAGCUUCCCAGCACCGGCAACAUCUCUAGCCUACCCGCCCCAUCCUCUAUUCAAAACUUCCGGCCGCCCUAAUCAUCCGCCACCAAACGAAGCUGUUCCGACUCUUGCGAGAGGCCUGGCUUCUGCCCACAAAGCCUAUGGUCCUGCCAAAUCAAGUCCAGCGCUCCCUCUUUGCGUACUAUUCCUUGUUCAGCCCAGCGAACGCAACAUCUUCGACCAGCUGGCCCUAUCAUCACGCAUGCACACGUCUCACAAUGUCGCCACCUUCCGUCUACCAACUACCUCAGUCCUAGAGCAGACCACCAUCGGUACUUCUUCUCCAUCACGGCCACUAAUAUACCAUCCGCCCUCCGCUCCAGGCACAGCUUACGAGGUGACGACAGUCUACUUUCGUGCCCUUUAUGCACCGUCCGAGUAUACUUCCCCGACUUUCUGGCAGGCACGGCACCACCUCGAGCGCUCCGCCGCGAUUAAAUGCCCCUCAAUCCUGCUGCAUCUCAGCGGUAGCAAAAAGAUACAACAAGUGCUCACCUCCACCGAACCAGAUCAUCUAGGCAGUUUCCUCCCCAACGCAUCCGCGGCCACUCUAGACUCUCUCCGCUCCACCUUUGCGCCCCAAUACGCCCUUGACAGCGAAGGUCUCGCUCUCGCCACAAAUCCCGACACAGCCGCUCACCACGUGCUGAAGCCCCAACGCGAAGGCGGCGGAAACAAUAUCUACCGCGACAACAUCCCGCCCUUCCUCGCCUCCAUGCCGGAAAAGGACUACAAGCAGUACAUCCUCAUGGAACUCAUCCACCCCCCAGCAUCAGCGCACAACACCGUUCUGCGCUCCGACGGCGAAGUCGUCUCCGGAGACGUCAUCUCCGAGCUGGGAACCUUCGGAACCUGCCUGUGGAAAACACCGCGUCCUCAUGACGCCGAUGCACCGAAACAGGGCGAGGCCCCAUCAACCCCUGAGAUCCUGCAUAACGAGGAGGGCGGCUACCUGUUGCGCACCAAGGCGAGCGGCUCCGAUGAAGGCGGCGUGGCCACGGGCUUCAGCAGCUUGGACUCAGUCUUGCUCUACGAUGACGAACACCUGCAUUAG
Molecule: messenger RNA, 1608 nt
Organism: Cyphellophora europaea CBS 101466
Lineage: Eukaryota; Fungi; Ascomycota; Eurotiomycetes; Chaetothyriales; Cyphellophoraceae
Product: glutathione synthetase
Exons: 2
Coding region: 1-1608 (535 amino acids)
Biological process (GO): glutathione biosynthetic process
Cellular component (GO): cytosol
Molecular function (GO): ATP binding; glutathione binding; glutathione synthase activity
Source: RefSeq, a predicted model, not a curated record